AUGCUCCCACUCCUUCUGAUCCCGUCGUCCAAGACCGAGAUGAUCUCCUGGUUUGCAGUUUCUGGCAUCGAGGUACUGAUUGUAUCUUUGAUGUCUCCCUCGUGGAUGUUGAGUCUCAUGGUCGCGACGACCAUUGUGUCACUGCUGGGAAGGCCCUUUCUCAGCGGGAGAGGCAGAAGAAGACAAAGUACCAGGCUCAAUGCACUGCACAACACUGACACUUCACCCCUUUGUUGUUCUGCUGAUGGCCUCUUUGCUGCCGAAGCUACUGCUGGUCUCCAACGGCUCUCCCACCUUUUGGCUCACAAGUGGUCCAAGCCCUACUCUGUGGUUCACUCUUUCAUAUCUGCAAGGUUGAGCCUAGUGCUCGUUUAUGCAGCUACCAUGUGUUUGAUAGGCUCUCGUGUUUCAGCUCGCAAGGUUUCCAAGCGUUGGGAUGACCGUGGUGCCCUUGAUCUCUUCCGAUAG
Messenger RNA from Seminavis robusta, 468 nucleotides. The record is from the annotation of a GenBank genome assembly. NCBI's taxonomy places the organism in Eukaryota, Bacillariophyta, Bacillariophyceae, Naviculales, Naviculaceae.